Colletotrichum paranaense is the source of this 438-nucleotide messenger RNA. RefSeq lists its product as uncharacterized. The transcript has a single exon. Bases 1 to 438 code for a protein of 145 amino acids. Lineage: Eukaryota; Fungi; Ascomycota; Sordariomycetes; Glomerellales; Glomerellaceae. The record is from RefSeq and is a predicted model, not a curated record.
AUGGACCAUCCUGUCGUGGUUCGUGCUUCUCUCUCAUGCCGCCAUGCCAUGUCCAUCAUCCAUCUAUCUGGCCUCGUGGGCGCGGAGAUCAAAGUGGGACCUCUCUCAAUUACAAUUCACAGACUCAAUCUGUUCGAAAAGCAAAGACGUAUUGCACACGACGUGAUUGGGCAUACAGUAUCCCCGCGAGAUGGUAUGCCGGCCUGUUCGGCAGGGCUGGCGAGCAUAAUCCCCGUUAAGCAUGUCUUUGCCCAUGCCUAUGCUCAACAGCCCUGCCGUUGGCUUACAGAACCGUGCUUGCACUCUAUCGAGUUGCCCUUCUUUUACCGCACAGCUUCGGUGUACGGAGUACGGAUGUCAGUCUUGCCAGGGAGGAGGCCACCUCAUCAUCCCAACUUCACCAACUCCAGACGGCACCCAGAUUUCAUAUAUAUUUAG